Messenger RNA from Toxotes jaculatrix (banded archerfish), 1138 nucleotides. RefSeq names its product MICOS complex subunit mic25a-like. Gene Ontology annotation, cellular component: MICOS complex; mitochondrion. NCBI's taxonomy places the organism in Eukaryota, Metazoa, Chordata, Actinopteri, Toxotidae. The transcript is spliced from 8 exons. The record is from RefSeq and is a predicted model, not a curated record. Bases 143 to 841 code for a protein of 232 amino acids. Gene Ontology annotation, biological process: inner mitochondrial membrane organization.
UGGAGUGAUCUGACCACCAGUCGCUGUGGCGGCGACUCCUGCCGCUUUCUCCUCUAUGUGUGUCUCUGUCAUAACACUGGACAGGAUUUUUAUUAUUUUAUUUUAUUUUUUCUAGCCAGGUGGGAACGGACAGCAGGUCACAAUGGGAGGAAAUGGAAGCACGGCGAGGAAAGUGUCAUUCGGACUGGACGAAGACGAGAAGGUCACAGUAAUUGAAGGAGUGAAGCUCUCAGAGGAUGUGCUCCGGCGAAUGAGGGAAUCGGAGGGGUCUGACAGAGCCAAGCCACCGCCGGACAGUCGCAAACUACCACCAAGUCCAAAACCGACAGGACCCUCUGCUACAGAAAUACAGAAAGAACUGCGCAAAGACUUUGAGCGUCAACAGGCCCUCGUGCAGGAGCAGCUAGCCAGGCUGGCCCAGAGGGAGAGAGAGACCUCUGCUGCCACAGGCCAGGACGAGCUGAUGCCCUCCCUCAUCAUAGAGAAAGGAAAGGCCCGUGAAGAGCAAGAAAAGGCUAAGAUACUGGCCAAACAACUGGAGAGGAAAGAGAAGGAACUGGCCAGCAUCUCCAGCUUCUAUAAAGAGCAACUAGAAAUACUGGAGAAAAAGAACUUUGAAAACUACAAGGAGGCGGCUGAACAGUACAACCAGGCAGCCACCAGAGCAGAGGCUCACAUCCGGCCCCGGCAGACUGCGUCUGUGUGCACUGAACUACAGGCCAAGGUUCUCCAAUGCUACAGAGAAAAUCCACAGCAGACCCUGCACUGCUCCGGCCUGGCCAAACAGUACAUGAACUGCGUCCAGCAAGCUAAGAAGAGCUCACUGACGAAUCACGGCUGAGAGACCCAAAGAAAGCAGGAGCAGGAGAAGAAGAAGCGAAGAAGGGGAGAGCAUGUCAAAUCCGUCCAUUUCUCGCCUCCCUCUGUCCCUCUCCUUUCCAUCCAUCCAUCCAUCCAUUUAUUUAGCCACAAUCCCUGAAUAACCCCCUCCUCUUUCCCACUCACGAUCCUUCUUGGUUUUUGAGUGUAUUAUCUUGACUUGUCACUCCAGAGUGUAUGAUGUGUUGAUUUAUUGUCAAGUUGCGCCGGCACACCCCUGCCGCCGCUGAAAUAAAUCCCAGUGAUCCGGUGGUGAUGA